Molecule: messenger RNA, 1234 nt
Organism: Peromyscus leucopus (white-footed mouse)
Lineage: Eukaryota; Metazoa; Chordata; Mammalia; Rodentia; Cricetidae
Gene: Elp5
Product: elongator acetyltransferase complex subunit 5
Exons: 8
Coding region: 78-980 (300 amino acids)
Biological process (GO): tRNA wobble uridine modification
Cellular component (GO): elongator holoenzyme complex; nucleus; cytosol
Molecular function (GO): tRNA binding
Source: RefSeq, a predicted model, not a curated record
UGGGGGGGGGGGAGCAAUCGUAAGUGCCCCGCCUCCUCGGCCGUGACGACAUCAGAAAGCGUCCGAAAGCGUCCGAGAUGCUGGACUCGCUGUUGGCCCUCGGUGGCUUGGUGCUUCUUCGAGAUUCCGUGGAGUGGGAGGGGCGUAGUCUCCUAAAGGCUCUAAUCAAGAAAUCUGCCCUUCGUGGGGAGCACAUCCACGUUCUGGGCUGUGAAGUGAGUGAAGAAGAGUUUCGCGAAGGUUUUGGCUCUGAUGUCAACAGCCGCCUGGUUUACCAUGACCUCUUUAAAGACCCUCUUAACUGGUCAAAACCUGGAGAAGCUGUCCCUGAAGGACCUCUGGGGACCUUAAGGGCCAUGUGCAGAAGGACGGAUCCUGGCCCUGUCACCAUUGCUCUGGAUUCUCUGAGCUGGCUGUUGCUUCACCUUCCCUGUGUCACACUCUGUCAAACCCUGCAUGCUCUGAGCCAGCCACGUGUCUCCCCAGGUUCUGACUCCCCAAUAGAGCAGGUCCGUGUGCUGGGUCUGCUACAUGAAGAGCUUCAUGGUCCCGGCCCCAUGGGAGCGCUGAGCACCCUUGCUCACACAGAGGUGACUCUGAGUGGUAAAAUGGGCCAGACUUCAGCCUCCAUCCUCUGUCGAAGGCCCCAACAACGUGCAACUUACCAGACCUGGUGGUUCUCCAUUCUUCCUGACUUCAGCCUGGAUCUCCGGGAGCGGCUUCCCCUCCAUUCUGAGCUACACCCAGAUCCUCACACAACCCAGGUGGAUCCCACGACUCAUUUGACCUUUAACCUUCACUUAUCCAAGAAAGAAAGAGAAGCCAGAGACAGCCUCACUCUGCCUUUCCAGUUCAGCUCUGAAAAACAGCAAGCUCUGCUCCGCCCUGGACCGGGCCAGACAACUAGCCACAUCUUCUAUGAACCAGAUGCUUUUGAUGACGUGGACCCAGAAGACCCAGAUGAUGACCUAGACGUUUGACUAGACAAAUGGGAGAGGAAGACUGUGGCUCAGAACCAUCCUGUUGUUCGCAAAGGCCUUACCUGCUCCCUCCCUCCCUCCCUCCCUCUGUUGCUCUGUCCGUGGAGGGCCUGUCCUGUGAGCCAGUGAGGAACAUAUAAUUGGGGCAAAGAAGUGUGGUGAGAGCGUAGUGUAUAGCAAGAGAACGAGAAACCCCCUCCUCCCCUGCCCGUUUCUAAUAAAGUAGAUACAUGUAUUUGUAUAUAAAUUGAAAA